GACAGAAACCAGGACAGAAACAAGGAAGGAGAGAAGAAGAAGAAGGAGAGUAUCUUUGACCUGUCAAAAUACAUUGAUAAACAAAUCCGUGUGAAGUUUCAGGGAGGACGAGAGGGUAGGCCUAAAUCACAGUUUUUACCUUUUGAUCAAGCUAUUGAAAAGAAAGUGAAGAUAACAUUUUACUUAGUCCGCUUCAUUACUAUGUGAAACAUGAAAAAAAUAAUACAGUGACAUGCGGCUUUCAGAAGAGAACACUGACAAACUUUUGCCUGUCUGGAAAUGCUGUUCCAUGACAGGCCACAGUCCUCAUCUUCUUCUGUAGUGUUCUUCUCCAUGAUUCCAUUCAAUAUAAUAAUCCUAAUUUAUUUGUCUCAGCCAGUGGAGUUCUGAAGGGGUUUGACCCCCUGUUGAACCUGGUAUUGGAUAGCACCAUCGAGUACUUGCGGGGUAUGUAGCAGAAACUAAGACUUUAUUGUAUGAUCUCAUAUCACUUCUACAGAAUUGAAAAUGCACUCCUGGGUUGGUGAGGAGACUGUUGCCCACAGACUUAAAUGGAACACAUAUCUGUGAUGUAGCCCCUCAGUAUAAAAAAUUGACAAUGAAACCAAAAGGUCAUACAAUUUGCUAAUUUUAUAAAGAAGGUUGUGCUGGGUCAUUCAUGGUGAAGUUGCACAUACUGUCAAUGACCUCUGGCCUGUUAUGUCACUUCCUUCUGUUGUUUCCAGAUCCUGACGACCAGUUCAAGCUGACCGAGGACACGCGGCAGCUGGGCCUGGUGGUUUGUAGAGGGACGUCCGUGGUGCUCAUCUGUCCUCAGGACGGCAUGGAAGCCAUCCCCAACCCCUUCAUCCAGCAGCAGGACGGAUAG
Coregonus sp. 'balchen' is the source of this 868-nucleotide messenger RNA. NCBI's taxonomy places the organism in Eukaryota, Metazoa, Chordata, Actinopteri, Salmoniformes, Salmonidae. The record is from the annotation of a GenBank genome assembly.